AUGAAGCGCACAGGCUGGCACAGGUUUAUUCUGCUGCGAGCUGUUGGGACUUCGGCCUUGGGCUUGCGCGGACAACCGAUCAGCGCAAGAUAUGGGGCCGGUGUAACAGCUGGGGGGCGUCAGCGUCCGUACACCAAACCUCCAGUCAUAUUCGGGACGCAAGCUUUCCGCCAGUUCAGCACAACACCGCAGAAGCCAUAUACCGAUGAUGAAGAUGCUGGCACGUACAGUGAAGCGGACUACGAACACGCGGUCAUCUCAACGUUUGAUCUCUUCUCUAUCGGCAUUGGCCCCUCGUCUUCUCAUACCGUCGGACCCAUGCGUGCUGGCAACAUCUUCGUAGCGGAUCUCGUGGAAGCCAAUCUACUGCACCGGGUCAACAAAAUCCGCGUUUCCAUCUACGGUAGUCUGGCCCUGACCGGUGAAGGACAUAUGACCCCGUCGGCCCUCCUUCUCGGCCUGGAGAGUGCUGACGUUGAGACGGUCGACACUUCAUACGUGCCGAAGCGGUUUGUUGAGAUUAAGUCAAGCAAGAAGCUCAUUCUGGGCCAUGGGCUUCCGGGCCACAAGGGCAAAGAGGUUGCCUUUGAUUAUGAACGGGACUUCAUUUGGGAAUGGGGAAGGAAGUUGCCCCUACACAGCAAUGGUAUGCGUCUUAUGGUAUUCGAUGCCGAGGGCGACAUGUUGGCGACCAACGAUUUCUUUAGUGUUGGUGGCGGCUUUGUCGUCAACGGAGCCCUUUCCAACAAUGCGGCUUCCAACCCAGAGGACCCGGACCCGCCAAAUAGCUCUUCAGAAGAAUCCCACGAUCUGGUGGCUCAAGAUUCAGGACAUCAUCCGGCUGAUCUAACCGAAAACAUGUUUUACAAGGAGAUCCGCCGAGCAGAUGCCGCUGGAGAUCGGAAAACCGGGCCCGAGAUCAAACUCCUUGACGGUUCCGGUGUGCCUGAGAUUGGUUUGGAGUCGGCUCAAAGCGCUCUGUCUCCCACGUCGGCUGGUCCCACAGACAUUCAGACCGAAUGCGACCGCACUACUACCUCUCAUCAGCCUCGCUACCCUUUCCGCGAUGCUGCCAGCUUGUUACAUCUGUGUCACAAGCACAACCUGACUAUUGCGCAACUGGUGUUUGAGAACGAAAAGAGCCACGGGUAUUCUGAGGAAGAAAUAUAUCGGAAACUCCUCCGGAUCUGGCGAGUCAUGGACGAAAGCAUCCUCGAAGGUGUCCAGGCUCCGCUCGACUCAACCCUUCCAGGCUCGCUGAAGCUGCAUCGACGAGCCCCUGCAUUGUACAAGCGGCUCACGAGAGGUCUCUAUCCUUCACACACUCAAGGAACUCAAGAUGUCGAACGCGCGGGAUCUCCUUCUUCAAAGACGACCAAUGUACCCUUACUCCACCCGACAGCCACAGUGGUGACUUCGGCACACAAUCGCAUCGGCCUGCGACGCGCUCCCCGUGUCCAUGGUGCCCUCGAUCAUCCCAUCCCACCGCCUCCCUCGCGCCGCACCACUUUCCCCGCCAUGGAUUACCUGACCGUUUACGCCAUUGCUGUCAACGAGACCAACGCGGCCGGGGGACGAAUCGUCACGGCUCCUACAAACGGCGCUGCUGGCAUCAUCCCUGCCGUGCUCAAAUACACAAUUGAAUUCAUCAGCGACGAUCCAGAACGCGACGUGCCGACCUUCUUGCUCACAGCCGCGGCCAUUGGCAUGCUUUACAAGCGGGGCGCGACCAUCUCCGCGGCCGAGGGCGGGUGCAUGGCAGAAGUAGGGGUCGCCUGUUCAAUGGCCGCAGGCGCCUUUGCGGCGUGCAUGGGUGCCAGUCCAGAGGCUAUCGAACAGGCUGCUGAGAUUGGUAUCGAGCACAACCUGGGCCUCACGUGUGACCCCAUUGGUGGUCUUGUCCAGGCGCCUUGUAUAGAACGAAAUGCUCUGGGUGCCAUCAAGGCCAUUUCGAGCGCCAACCUUGCUCUCAGCAGUGAAACCGGCACACAGAAGGUGAGACUAGAUGAUGCCAUCCGGGCCAUGCGCCUGACUGCCAGGGGGAUGCGGAACGAGUUCAAGGAGACGAGUCUGAGUGGAUUGGCCACGAGCGUGCCGCUUCAUAUCCCAGUCAGCGUCCCUGACUGUUGA
Messenger RNA from Cladophialophora psammophila CBS 110553, 2130 nucleotides. RefSeq lists its product as uncharacterized. NCBI's taxonomy places the organism in Eukaryota, Fungi, Ascomycota, Eurotiomycetes, Chaetothyriales, Herpotrichiellaceae. Gene Ontology annotation, molecular function: L-serine ammonia-lyase activity; 4 iron, 4 sulfur cluster binding. The coding region runs from base 1 to 2130 and encodes 709 amino acids. The transcript has a single exon. Gene Ontology annotation, biological process: gluconeogenesis. The record is from RefSeq and is a predicted model, not a curated record.